Molecule: messenger RNA, 738 nt
Organism: Phyllostomus discolor (pale spear-nosed bat)
Lineage: Eukaryota; Metazoa; Chordata; Mammalia; Chiroptera; Phyllostomidae
Product: ral guanine nucleotide dissociation stimulator-like
Exons: 3
Coding region: 25-738 (237 amino acids)
Source: RefSeq, a predicted model, not a curated record
GCAAGGGGCCCCGUGCUCACUGCCAUGCCUGGGACCCGGUUGCUUGGGGCUCGUUCGUGCAGCAAGCACGUUAGAAGGCACGGCACGUACAGUCACGUUCCUGGGCACCGACUCUCAUCCGGUGCACGGAGCAGACCAUGCAGCCGCACUCCAGACCUGUUCUCCUUUGGGGAGGGGGACUCUCACGCGACGUGUCACAGACACAGGAAAUGUCCACGCGACGGUCGACGUGAUGUCCUCCUGACCCCCUCUAGGUAUGGCUGCAUCUUCCCGUACUGUGAAGAGGACCGGGGACCUCAAGAGCGGCAGAGACAGGCCAUCUCGUCCAUCCUGGACAUCUGGCUGGACCAGCACCCUGAGGAUUUUUUCCAGCCCCCGGAAUUUCUGUGCCUGAUGAUGCUGCUGGCCUACCUAGAGCUCAACUUUCCAGGCUCAGACCUGGAGCACCGGGCCCAGCUUCUCCUUUCAGAGCUGCAGCACCUUGAGCCCUCUCAGGCAGACACCCAGGAACCAGCUGCAGAGCAAGAGCAAGAGAUACCUGAAGAGGAAAUGCCCAGUGCCGGGCCUUCUCCAGGGCCCGAGCCGGCCCCAGGCACAGCUGUGACUCAACUGCAAGAAGCAGAACCGCUCAAGGCCCCAGAGCCACUGGUCUUUGCUGCUGGGAGGCCCACAUACCCAGGGACUCAGCCCCUGGCAUUGCUUACAGCUCCAGGCACAGAGCGACCCUCUGCCCUCUGA